This is a messenger RNA of Encephalitozoon romaleae SJ-2008, 1875 nucleotides long. RefSeq lists its product as hypothetical. The transcript has a single exon. The record is from RefSeq and is a predicted model, not a curated record. Lineage: Eukaryota; Fungi; Microsporidia; Unikaryonidae. Bases 1 to 1875 code for a protein of 624 amino acids.
AUGUUUCUGGCAUCCAAACUUCGACUGCUUAUACUUAGAGAGCCCUUGCUAAGACCAUCCCAACUGUCACCAUUUCAAUUAUUCAUUCAGGAAGCUAGGACCAACCUAAGAUUUGAUAUAUACCUGUUUCUUCUAUUGCUGAUGAUAUGCUUUGGAAUUGUUCUAAUAUUUUUCAGAAGUCCACGGGACAGAAGUAGUACCCUUUUAUAUAUUGUCGGGUUUCUUCUUAUAUUCUGUUCAUACAAUCUUCAGAAAGUUAUUGAAGCCAACAGAACGCUUAAUAAGUCGGUAGUACAACCAAAUACCACUAAAAACACAUGGUCCUGGGCUUCAUGGAUGAGCUCAUGGAGAGCAAGGCUUACAAAUCCCUUCGGAAUCGGCCACAAGUCCUAUCUUCUUUCCAAUACAAAUCUUCCGAGUCUUGAGAGGAAAGGUGGUACCGUACCUUAUUUGGUUUCAUAUAAAAUCCUCCCAGAGUCUGAAAAGGGAAAGUCUACAGAGGUGAAUCCUAGCAUUGGAGGCUCUGGUCUUAAGAAAGGUAAUUCUCUGGCGACUUUAAAAAGAGAGGACCAAGGCGUCCGUUUAGAAGAAAGCACAUUUAAAGAGGGGAAAUAUUUGGAGGGGAGACCAUCCAAUAGUGUCCUUCAAGAACAUUACAUUCCCAAGAAUCCCAAAUCCUUAACAAUUAGUAGAAGGGAUGGCAACACAGGGGAAAAAGAGGUUCUUCUUGGGAAUCUAAUGAAGAUAUUUCAAUUCAAGGCUGAGACGGAUGAAAACCUUCAGAAACAUCUUCUGAAUUUUAGGAGCAUCGAAGCACAAGUCAGCAAAAUUCUAGAAGAGUUCUCCAAGAUAUUUAAACCAUUUAUGAAAGAGGCAGAAAAGAUCGAAGGCGAGAUGGUCGAAUUCAAUGCCUCUACAAGAUAUUUAAACAUAUCUGUAAAUGAAUUGAAGACGGAAAUCGGGAAGUGGUUUUUUGAUCUUCCAAAGUUUAAAGCCAGCCGCGAGGUUCCAAACUAUCUUUCAACAUUAGCCAGAAAUUAUCAGAAUAGUGAAGGCAUUGAGAACGGAGAUAUGAGCCCGAUAAUUAGAUAUGAAAACUUCAUGAUGUUUCUUCUUGUAGUUGAAAUGAUACUUUCCCUGCUUUUAUUUCUCUCUGUUCUGGCAAAGCUUGAGAUAGCAGCCUAUAUUCUAAAACCUGUUGUAUCGGUAGGGCUUAUUGUGGUAACUCUGCUAAGUGUUAUAUUCCUUCUCAAUGGCCAGAUGCUUGACAGAACCUGCAAGUCCGGGGCUAUCAAGGGAUGUAGCUUCACUCCAACACUUAUAGAUGGAGUGAAAAGACUCCAAAUAGUAUCUAAAGCUGAUGAUCUUGAGGGUCAGCUCGGCGUUAUUCUGAAGGAAAGCGAAUACAUCACAGAAGUUUUGAGGUUGUAUGUAAGAACCAUGAUAGAUACACGAGUCAAUGCAAAGAUAUCUGUCUUCUCGAACUUAUUCAACAAGAUAUUAUUUGUAUAUGAUGAUUUUGACAAUCUAACGAAAAGAAAGGUUGAUAAAAGCACCUUCUACAACUAUAUAAAGAUGAUGAGUAGACUUCUGGAAAACAUUGCAAGUCUUUUGGAGCUUUCAGAAAGGAAAGACAUGGUGGAUAUCUAUGCCAAUGAAAAAGCUUUUCUAUUUUGGCUGAACGCUGAGAAGGGAGCUGUAGUUGAAUCGAUACGAGAGAUUACAGAGGCUGGACCGGCAGAUCGGUCUGGAAUGCCCCCGAAAUGGUGUUCAAAUGCAUUAGAGAGUAUAUGUGAUGCAAGGAAUGGAGUGGAUACAUUAUUUCUGCUAACUAUGCUUGGAGGUCCGGCCUUUUUGGUUCUUCUUUAUCUGUAA